Molecule: messenger RNA, 834 nt
Organism: Didymodactylos carnosus
Lineage: Eukaryota; Metazoa; Rotifera; Eurotatoria; Philodinida; Philodinidae
Source: the annotation of a GenBank genome assembly
AUGCAGUUUUUUACGGCACGUCAUUUAAUCUUUUCUCCUACGGAAGAAGUUUCGGGUUCAUUACAACGUAUUGAUAAUUGUUUACAAGAUGUUUUAUGUGCAAUCAAAACGUUAACAAGAUAUUUAGAGAGAAUUAAAUGUGUUCAAUAUUUUAAAACAUUUUAUGAAUUAGUGUUGAAAGAAGCUGAACCGUUGACACAAGAACCUAAAUUACCACGUGUUAGACGACCACCUAAAAGAUUUGCUGAUACAUUACAAGCAUCGGUAGUUCAUCAAAUAUCUACGACAUAUUUACGUUUUCAACAAUCGGUUUUUCCAUUGUUAUGUAAAGUUGAAAAAUUUAUUCUUGCAGCAGCAAAUGGCACAAAAGAAGAAGCUGAUGAUUUAAAUAUUGAAAAUAUUAUUGAAUUUUUAACUGAUAAUAUUAACAUUUCUCAUUUACAACGUGAAAUGAACAUGUUAACUGAUUAUUUAUUGAUUAUUAACUUAGAAAAUAAUUUCGGGAUAAGAAAGAUUUCAAAAAUUCAAACUAUUUGUGAUCUACUCAAUGUACAAUCUGUUGGAAAAGCUAUGUUCUGUGAAUUUAGUACACUGAUACGUUUAUAUUUAACCAUUCCCGUAACAACGGCUACAGCGGAAAGGUCCUUUAGUGUUAUGAAUCGAAUAAAGACAUAUCUACGAUCAAGCAUGACACAACAACGUUUAAACCAUGUCAUUAUUCCUCAUAUUCAUACAGAAAAAUUAGACAAACUGGACUUGAACAACAUUUGUUCUGAUUUUAUUUUAAAAACCACAGUAGAAAAGCUUUUUUUGGUCGUGAAUAGUGUUGUUUAG